Messenger RNA from Tigriopus californicus, 1634 nucleotides. RefSeq names its product tRNA (cytosine(72)-C(5))-methyltransferase NSUN6-like. The transcript is spliced from 4 exons. NCBI's taxonomy places the organism in Eukaryota, Metazoa, Arthropoda, Copepoda, Harpacticoida, Harpacticidae. Bases 99 to 1430 code for a protein of 443 amino acids. Gene Ontology annotation, biological process: RNA methylation. The record is from RefSeq and is a predicted model, not a curated record. Gene Ontology annotation, molecular function: RNA binding; methyltransferase activity.
AGCCACACCUCCUUUCAUAACAGAGUCGCAUUGAUCGCAAUGAAAGAGUGUUUCCAAUUGAGACAACGCGGUCAAAGUCGACAUCAUAAAGGAUUAUCAUGGCUCUAAAUGUUUUCUCCGAUCCUGAGGUCAGGAAAUUUUUGAACCAACAACACGUUGCCUCGACACUGAAUGAACUGGAGCGGCGAUUACAAUCACCACCAAGGUAUACGAUCUUAAGGGUGAAUCAAAUCCAAAUAUCCACCGAGGAUGCGCUUGAAAAAAUGAGCGAGGCCUUGAUCAAAAACGCCAAUCCCAAUGAUUUCAAGGUAUCAGUUCAUCCUAAAAUAUCUGAGGCAAUAAUAUUGGAAUCGCUGAAACUUGAUAAUGACAUUCAAAUUCCAAGUGACAGUAAAGAAGUGAUUGUGGACAAGUUCUGCGGCGCAGCCGUUCUCAGAGGUGCAAACAUUUUUGCGGUCGGGGUCUUGGGCGCCCCCAAUCAUCUGAGCAGAAAUGACAAAGUUGCAGUGUAUGUUGAUUUACAAUGCAAGUGCCUCAAAGGUUCCACGCAAGACUUCAAAGGGCCCAAACUUUUUGUGGGAAAUGGAACAAGUGUCAUGUCCAGGCAUGAGAUCUUCAAAACAGAAAAACCAGUUGGUGUUGCUAUCAAGAUGACAGAAACUUCCAGUGGCUGUCCCAGCAUGAAUGAAUUGGAACUUACAGGUAAUUUCAUGCUUCAAAACCUGCCCUCAAUCCAGGUGGGACGAGUUUUAGCUCCGGACCCGGGAGAUUUUGUCCUUGACAUGUGUGCGGCACCCGGUGGAAAAACCAUGCACUUAGCAGAUUUGGUAAGUCCGUCUGGACUCGUGUUCGCUUUGGACAAAAGUCAACCUAAAAUUGACCAGAUCGUGGGAAAUUCACUACGGAUGGGUGCUAAGAAUGUUCGAGCCUUCGUAAUGGAUGGCCGUAAAGCUGUCGAGCCAGCUUCCCCAGGGAACGGGUCUGACUUGAAUUCGAAUUCCACGCCUCCAUUUUCUCCCGGAUCCUUUCACAAAGUUCUUCUAGACGCCCCUUGUAGUGCUCUUGGACAACGACCUCAGUUCGUCAAUCCCAUGGGGCUCCAAGAACUGCACUCCUAUCCCAAACUCCAAAAGCAAUUGUUUCACUCGGCAUAUCAACUUCUGAGUCCCAAGGGUCACUUGGUAUAUAGUACAUGUACCUUCAACGUCAAGGAAAACGAAGAAAUCGUGGCCUGGGCCUUGCAAACCUUUCCAGAUCUAAGAUUAAGCCCCAGUCCAGUAAUCCUUGGGCGGCCUGGUCGACUGGUGAGCGGAUUAAAACCCCAAGAUUUGGCCCAAAUGCAGCGGUUUGACAUGGAAUCCAGUGGGGACUGUAACCAAGACACAAUCGGCUUCUUCAUCGUCAGGUUCACAAGAAAGCCCAUGCCUUAAAAGGCUUUGAUUUGCCGGGGAAAACUUUGGAGCCAAUGUUGUUUACAGACUUAUAUGUGAACUCGCCGUUGAACCGACUUUCCUACAUAAUAACAAAAAUCAAACGUGGCGCCAUUUUCGUCAGUUGGAAAUAAGAAAUAAACAAGCAGGGCAUCAAAUCGCUCGAACCCUCUGACAAAUUUUAAGUGACUCUAAAAUUGUUAG